Messenger RNA from Drosophila subobscura, 294 nucleotides. RefSeq lists its product as uncharacterized. Lineage: Eukaryota; Metazoa; Arthropoda; Insecta; Diptera; Drosophilidae. The coding region runs from base 9 to 263 and encodes 84 amino acids. The record is from RefSeq and is a predicted model, not a curated record. The transcript has a single exon.
GAAAUAUAAUGUCCAUGCCGCAGUACAAGCCUCCGAAAGACAUUCAAGACUUGUUGGACAAAAAGGAACAGCAGCAAACUGGUCAGCGCCGUCGUACAGCCGUGCUGCCCAAGCGCUCUUGGAUACAACGAAACCCGCGACUGUUCCAGAUCACUUUCCUGACGAGCUCCCUGCUCAUAUUCUUCUCCAAGCCAAUUUACGACGCGUUCAUAGCAGAUCCCUUGCCUCCCACUGAGUUUCGUGUGCCGCCGCACAAACGUUAAGGAAUGGAAUCGGUGCGCAAAGCCAACCAAC